AUGAUCAGCAAAAUCAAAACAAGAUGGGACAACCUAACAAGUCCUUCUGAAUUUAUCCUAUUGGGCCUCUCCUCUAGGCCUCAGGAUCAGAUGCCUCUCUUUGUCCUAUUUCUAACAAUUUACCUGGUCUCCCUGAUGGGAAACCUGGUCAUUAUCCUGGCCAUCUAUUCGGAUAUUCACCUACAGACCCCCAUGUAUUUCUUUCUGAGAAGCCUGUCCUUUACUGAUAUUUGCUACACAACGGUUAUUAUUCCAAAGAUGCUGAUAAACUUCUUAUCAGAGGUAAAGACUAUCCUCUAUAGUGAGUGCAUGACCCAGGUCUAUUUCUGCCUAUCCUUUGGUAACGUAGAUAGUUAUGUCCUAGGGGCCAUGGCCAUUGACCGCUAUGUGGCCAUAAGCAAACCCUUUCAUUACAUCACCAUCAUGAGCUCUAAAUGCUGUAUCCUUCUACUGGUAAUCUCCUUCAUCGUCCCAUUUCUUCACUCGCUCCUCCAAGUCCACUUGCUGAAUCGACUCACCUUCUGUGCCUCCAACGUUAUCCAUCACUUCUUUUGUGAACUCAAGGCAAUGCUGAAGUUGUCCUGCUCAUCUACAUCUGUCAAUGAGAUAGUGAUAAAGACAGAAGGACUGUGUGUUGUAAUGGUCCCCAUUACCUGCAUCAUCACCUCUUACUUGAGAAUCCUCAACACUGUUCUCAAGAUCCCUUCAACUGCUGGGAAGUACAAGGCCUUCUCUACCUGUGGCUCCCAUCUCACCAUGGUGACCCUGUUUUACGGGAGUAUUAGCUAUGUCUAUUUCCAUCCUCUGAACAGCUAUACCAUCAAGGACCAGAUAGCCACAGUUAUCUACACUAUGUUAACGUCCAUGCUGAACCCUUUUAUCUACAGUCUGAGAAACAAAGACAUGAAACAGGGCUUGGGAAAGCUGAUAGGUAGGAUAAAGUUCCAAUGA
Messenger RNA from Hippopotamus amphibius kiboko, 951 nucleotides. Its product is annotated as olfactory receptor 1L1-like. Gene Ontology annotation, molecular function: olfactory receptor activity; G protein-coupled receptor activity. The transcript is spliced from 2 exons. The record is from RefSeq and is a predicted model, not a curated record. Gene Ontology annotation, biological process: G protein-coupled receptor signaling pathway. The coding region runs from base 1 to 951 and encodes 316 amino acids. Gene Ontology annotation, cellular component: membrane. Lineage: Eukaryota; Metazoa; Chordata; Mammalia; Artiodactyla; Hippopotamidae.